AUGGCGGAAGCACACAAGCAGGAGAACACGGUCUCCAACAAGGAUGUCGAAUCCUCUGAUAACAGCUCUGGCGAGCUGGCUUACGAGUCUAUCUUUGGCUCAGAUGCACCUCCACGUGUGCUGAGCGUGCUGGAUAUCAUCUCCGCCGGCUUCAACAUCUGCAAUUCGUGGUGUGGUCUUGCGGCCACUCUGUUCCUGGGCUUCCUCGCUGGCGGUCCCGUCACCAUCAUCUAUGGCCUCGUCGUUGCGACCUUCGUCAUUGGCUGCUGCUGUCUGUCCAUGGCGGAGCUGUCAGCCAAGUACCCAACGGCCGGUGGCCAGUACCACUGGACAUACAUCGUUGCCCCCAAAUCAGUCAAUCGCGGUGCCAGCUAUGCCGCUGGGCUGAUCAACAUCUUUGCCUGGCAGGCCAUUGCGGCCUCGAUCUGCGUCAUCAUCCCUCAGCUCGUGCUGGGUAUGGCUGUCUACUGGAACCCAACAUUCACCCCGCAAAACUACCAGUCCUUCCUGAUAUAUCAGGCAACGAACCUCCUCGUCCUGGGCUACAACAUCGGCGUCCUCCGCUGGGCUCCAUGGACGCACACCGUCGGCUUGGUCUACUCCCUCCUCCUAGGUUUCUCCAUCUUCGUCGCCUGCCUAGCCAAGGCAUCACCAAAGGCGCCCAAUGACACGGUCUGGACGCUCUUCGUCAACGAGGGCACCGGCUGGCCAUCCGGAGUCGUCUUCCUCACCGGCAUGGUGAACCCCAACUUUGCCUACGUCGGCAUCGAUGGCGCCGUCCACCUAGCCGAAGACGCUUUGAACGCCGCCACCGCCGUCCCCUGGGCUCUGAUCGCCGCCGUCACCAUCGGCUUCGUAACCUGCUUCCCCUUCGUAGUAGCCAUGUUCUACUGCAUCUCGGACCCCAGCGCGAUCCUCUCAUCCCCCGUCCCCAUCUUCGGCAUCUUCGAGCAGGCCCUCCGCUCCGGCAGCGGCGCCACCGCGCUGACCACCCUGCUCAUCAUGACGGGCAUCUUCGCGCUCAACGCCACGCAGCAGACGUCCUCGCGCCUCAGCUGGUCCUUUGCGCGGGACGGCGGCCUCAUCUUCAGCAAGCAGAUCGGGCACGUGCACCCCAAGCUGGGUGUGCCGGUGUGGGCGCUGCUCUUCAACGCCGUCGUCGUCUUCAUCAUGGGCUGCAUCUACCUGGGCAGCCAGGUGGCCUUCAACGCCAUCGUCGGCACCUGCCUGAUCCUCAUGCACAUGUCCAUCGCCAUCCCCAUCCUGUUCCUGAUGCUGUCGGGCCGCGCCGAGCGCUUCCUGCCCAGGAAGGGCCACUGGAACAUGGGCGCUCUGGGCUGGCUGCCGAAUCUGUUCACCGUGGCGUGGAGUCUGAUCACCUUGAUCUUCUACUGCUUUCCGACCACGAAUCCGACGACGAGUGGCAUGAUGAACUACGCGAGUGCGGUGCUGGGUGUCUUCUUCCUCUGCGGGCUGGCCAAUUGGCUGGUCUAUGCCCGGACGCGCUACCACGGACCAAAGAUCGACAUGGCUAAGCUGGAGUUGUUGACUGCUCGUUCCUGA
This is a messenger RNA of Cyphellophora europaea CBS 101466, 1563 nucleotides long. RefSeq lists its product as uncharacterized. Gene Ontology annotation, molecular function: transmembrane transporter activity. NCBI's taxonomy places the organism in Eukaryota, Fungi, Ascomycota, Eurotiomycetes, Chaetothyriales, Cyphellophoraceae. The record is from RefSeq and is a predicted model, not a curated record. The coding region runs from base 1 to 1563 and encodes 520 amino acids. Gene Ontology annotation, cellular component: membrane. Gene Ontology annotation, biological process: transmembrane transport. The transcript has a single exon.